ACGCUGAAGACUUGGAUUAUACAGGUGACUGGUUCCAGUGUGGUUUAUGUGGGAUGAAAUUGUCGGACAUUGAAAGCUACGUAACCCACAUGGUGUUGAAGGAGCAAUGUGUUCUCCAUCUCUGUCCGUCAAUUACUGUGAGAGAUCUUCUCUUGCCGAGGUUUUCAAAAAAAAAAUUAAGAGAAGAGGCAGAAGAGGUUGACAUCAAACAAGUGAAGCAGUUGAUUCCUGGUAUGGAAAAGCAGGGAUUACAUGAAAUGAAGAAUGAUGAUGUUGAAGUCAUAGUGCAGGCAACUGAGAUUGAAACAGGAGGCAAGAAGAGAUGGAAAUGUCAUAUCUGUGGGCUGACCUUCUCAAGGCAAGCUGCCAUUGCUAAUCAUCAUGAGUUGCAGCACAGAGGAUCAGUUGGGAAGAAACCAGGAGCUGAAAUAACUGGGGAUGAAUACAGAGAAAUGCAUGUGAAGAAGGAAGCUGCUCCUGAUUCCAAAAUUCCAGUCAAACACAUAGUUGCUGUUCAGUCAGAGCUACAGGUUAAACAUUUGGCAGAUGAGCUUGCAUACAGAGAGGAAGAGUGGACCAAGCCAACGUGCGAACUCUGUGGCCAAACGUUUAAGACGGGUAAAAUUCUAAGAGCACACAAUACCAUAGUUCACAGUCAUGGCCGACCAUUUCAUUGUGACUUUGAUGGAUGCUCUCAGAGUUUCAAGACCAAAGGAUCAUUAACAAGACAUCUGAGAAGACACACAGGGGAGAGACCAUUUUCAUGCCAAGAUUGUGGCCGUUGUUUUCGAGAGUCUGGAUCCCUUGCGAGGCACCAGCAAUCCAGAGUGUCAUGUGUAGAUAAGAAGGACUCCCAACUACCUCUGUAUGGCAAGACCAAACCCAUAGAUUCCUCACAUUUAGAGAGAAAACCUACAGUCCAUCAAAUGAAACUUAACAGCAUUUUGAAGGAAGAAAAUUUUGGUGGAUCAGGUGAUGGAGAUGAUGAAGCCAUCAGUAAUAAGAUUUCAGAAGAGUCAAAGUUGUCUGUUAGAGCUGGUGUCAUGGCUUCAAAGUCUUCAGGGGCACCAGUAAUAAAACAGGAGGAGAACUCCCUGAACCAUUUGCGGCAUAACAACACAAUAGAUGUUAGUAGAACUCUGGUUUCAUGCAAGAUAGAGCAUAAUGCCAUGUCAUCCUUAUUGGAGGAAGAAGAGCUGGACAAUGAUCUCAUUACGGAACAUGCAGAUGACAUAGAAACAAAACUCAGUGAUAUAAAGCCACCACAGCUGAGUCUUGAUAUUAUGCGAAAGUCUUUUACAUGCCCAAUUUGCUGCAGAAGUUACUCAAGAAAGUCAACUCUGAUGCUUCACAUGAAAAAUCAUCUAGAUCAGCUGGGUGAGCAGUGCAGUCAGUGUGGGAAAAACUUUGCUAAUCAGCAGAGUCUCUCAAGGCACUUGGUGUCUCACUCCUCUGUGAGACAGUAUGUGUGUCAGUUAUGCAAUAAAGCCUUCAAGCUCCUGAGCCAUGCUAAAGGCCACCUUCAUUCACAUAGCACCAGCAAAACUGUGCCUUGUAGAUACUGCAAUAGUUUCUUUAAAACUGUAAGUGCAAGGAACACACAUGAGCGGACCCACAGUAAUGCAAGAACCUUUGUGUGUUUAGAAUGUCAGAAAUCAUUUGUCACAAAAGCUUCUUUGAUAAGACAUCUGAGAAUCCACACAGGAGAAGCCCCGUUCCAGUGUCAAUAUUGUGGUAGAUGUUUUAAAGAACAUGGUACUCUGAGCAGGCAUCUUAAACAUAAAAUGCCAUGUGCUCAACAGUCAAGAUUAGAGAAGGACUCUGGUGAUUUAGGGAUUCGAAUAUUCCCAGGCAAUACACCAAGGAACUUUGAAGUGGAAAUUAACAGAAAUAAUGAAGACCAGAAGUCAGAGGGAGCACCAAGUGAGUUGUUAGAGGAUACAGCCUCCCUUAGAUCCUCUGUUUUUGAGGAUGAGGAUGAAGAAUCAAAUACACAUUUCUUGUUGUUGAAGAAUAACUAUGUGGCAAGUAGUCGUCGUGGAAGUAUUGAGGAAGCAGAUUUAGAGCCCCUUUCAACUGACAUUCUCCAACCUCCUGAUGCAGUUGAUUCUCAUGGACCAGGUGUAGUUGUAGAAGAAGUCAAAGGAGAUGAAGCAUCGUACAUUAUUAUAUCUGGAGAUAACUCGCCUCUGAUGACGCUAGCUGUUGACUCAACGGAUGAAUUUUAGUAGUUAAGAAAUGAAUCUAAGAUAACUGUAACAAUUGGAAAGUUCGUUCUCUUGCCGAUUCUCUUGGAGAAAAUAAAUAGUUGUUAAUACUUUUGUUAUCAAUUUUUUUCUUUUAUAUAUUCAUUCAUUGAUGGCAAUCAUUAUUCCAUAAACAGAGAUUUAUUUUGUAUACCCGAGUUAAUUUUAUUGUAUAGAAAAUAUAUUGAUGUAUGCACUGA
Molecule: messenger RNA, 2446 nt
Organism: Penaeus chinensis
Lineage: Eukaryota; Metazoa; Arthropoda; Malacostraca; Decapoda; Penaeidae
Product: transcription factor E4F1-like
Biological process (GO): regulation of transcription by RNA polymerase II
Cellular component (GO): chromosome
Molecular function (GO): DNA-binding transcription factor activity; RNA polymerase II cis-regulatory region sequence-specific DNA binding; chromatin insulator sequence binding
Source: RefSeq, a predicted model, not a curated record